AUGGCACCUGCUGCAGCUCAGGGAACGUUAGAGGACUCAGCUGAAGAACUCUCCUUUGGGUACUAUGCCAGGAGUUGCCCUAACAUGGAGGCCAUUGUACACAAGAAGAUGAAAGAUUGGACUGCUCGUGAUUCCACUCUUGGUCCUGCCAUCAUUCGGCUGCACUUUCAUGACUGCAUCGUUAGGGGAUGCGAUGCUUCAAUCCUACUGAAACACGGCAGAAGCGAAAGGAUGGCGAAGGAGAGCGAGACCCUCCGAGGAUUCGAUGUUAUUGAUGACAUAAAGUUGGAGCUGGAGAAGAAGUGCCCAAAAAUUGUUUCUUGUGCUGACAUUCUUACAGCAGCUGCCCGUGAGGCUACCGUUAAGAUUGGAGGGCCAUUCUGGGAAGUUCCGUUUGGGAGGAAAGAUGGCAGGGUUUCUCUUGUUUCAGAAGCUGCAUCUGUGCCGAUGGGACAUGAGAAUGUAACAUAUCUCAUUGAGUUAUUCCAAUCCAAGGGUUUGAGUCUGCUUGAUCUUGUUGUUCUCUCAGGAGCACACACCAUUGGAAGGAGCACUUGUGGCUCAAUCCAGGAUAGAGUGUACAACUUCAAAGGCACCAGAAAACCAGAUCCUUCCAUUGACACACAUUACCUAAACUUCCUAAAGAGGAAAUGCAGAUGGGCAUCAGAAUACGUUGAGCUCGAUGGCACAACACCUACAAAAUUUGAUUCUGUUUACUACAAAAAUUUAGAAAAAAAGAUGGGUUUGCUUUCCACCGAUCAAUUGCUCAAUUCAGAUUCGAGAACUUCACCCAUUGUUUCUGCUCUGGCAGCUCAGCCAAUGCUCUUCUAUCAACAGUUUUCAGUGUCUAUGACUAAUCUGGGGAAUGUUCAAGUUCUUACUGGUGAUGAGGGGGAGAUCAGAACUAAGUGCAGUUCUCUUAACCGCCAUUGA
Molecule: messenger RNA, 933 nt
Organism: Phalaenopsis equestris
Lineage: Eukaryota; Viridiplantae; Streptophyta; Magnoliopsida; Asparagales; Orchidaceae
Product: peroxidase 7
Exons: 4
Coding region: 1-933 (310 amino acids)
Biological process (GO): response to oxidative stress; hydrogen peroxide catabolic process
Cellular component (GO): plasmodesma; plant-type cell wall
Molecular function (GO): heme binding; peroxidase activity
Source: RefSeq, a predicted model, not a curated record